Messenger RNA from Saccoglossus kowalevskii, 2299 nucleotides. Its product is annotated as ras-specific guanine nucleotide-releasing factor RalGPS1-like. Lineage: Eukaryota; Metazoa; Hemichordata; Enteropneusta; Harrimaniidae. The record is from RefSeq and is a predicted model, not a curated record. Gene Ontology annotation, cellular component: plasma membrane. Gene Ontology annotation, molecular function: guanyl-nucleotide exchange factor activity. Gene Ontology annotation, biological process: Ras protein signal transduction.
CUCGCGAUCCCGUGUUAUUUUUACCUCCUACUAGUCCCUCGUACGCAAUAGAUGUAGACCUAAUCAUUUACUUGGAGGGAUACGUACCAGAUCGCCGGGGGGAGAGUGAAAAACGAAGUUGUGUUAUCGUCAAUGGGCUACCAUGCUGCGGCGUUACUCGCGUAAUACUGGCUGAAUGAAUGCGAUGACUAGUCACAUAUGAGAGACAUUUCGCCGUUUUAGUUUUUUUUAACGUACACUUACUAUUUGUUAAAAUGCACUCUUGUUUUUGAUUUAUGUUGGAUAACGUGGCACUGGAGUUACUCAAAAUUCGCGAUCACACGAAGUGGUCCGUCGACCGAUCGCAAGAAAUUAUCGAAAGACCAAGAUAGCGGGUGUUGUCAUUUUCACACAGAACUUCGGAAUUAGUAAUAAGCACAGUGACAGUGAUUUUGUCAUAUAUGUAUAUAUCUCGCAAAUAAUCAGCAGAUGUGGAGAAAGUAACAGUGAAAUUACAAAAGUCAGCAACUUUUAUUCUGGUUAUAGACGCGAUUAAUUCAGCCUUUUCUUGACUACAAUUGGUGAUGGACAUAUCGUGAUGUUUCCGAAAAGCUCAGGUGCAAUGAAUCAGCCUCAUAAGCCUUUAAGGCAUGAAAAGUCAGAAGAUGAGGACGAUAGGCCGAAUUAUGAGAAAAUGACACCCAAGAUUGUUAUGUCAGAGGAUCGUGGCAGUCAAGAUUCCCUAGAUAGCAGAUGGACGUUGCCAAGAAUGAAAAGUUAUGAUGCAGUAGUGUUUGAUAUGCUUAGAGUCACGCCGGAUGACUUCGCUAGUCAGAUUACUCUUCUGGAUGAACCAGUUUUUAAAUCCAUUAAACCAGAGGAAUUAAUAACAUGUGCCUGGUCAUCUAAAGAUAAACAUAAACUUGCACCAAACAUAGUAGCCUUCACAAGACGAUUCAACCAUGUCAGUUUUUGGGUCGUCAGAGAAGUUCUCACAGCACAGACAUUGAAAAUUCGUGCAGAAGUUUUAGGACAUUUUGUAAAAAUUGCUAAAAGAUUAUUUGAGUUGAAUAACUACCAUGCACUAAUGUCGGUUGUAUCUGCAUUGCAAAGUGCUCCAGUAUUUCGACUUAUGCGGACAUGGAAUCUUUUACAUAAAAAAGAAAGGCAAACAUUUGAAAAAUUAUGUGAACUUAUGUCAGAAGAUAAUAAUAGGGAACGAUUACGGGAACAUAUGAACACUGUGAAGCUUCCAUGCAUACCUUACCUUGGCAUGUAUUUACAAGAUUUAAUUUACAUUGAUGUAGCACAUCCACAUUCAGGUGGUCUAGAAAGUGAACAAAGGUCGUUACAGAUGAACAAUAUUUUUAGAAUAAUUGCUGAAUUCCAGCAGUCAUCUUAUGAGCAUUUAUCAACGUUAAGUCAUGUACAGAAUUACCUCAAGUCAGUCAGGUACAUAGAGGAAUUACAGAAAUUUGUGGAAGAAGACAAUUACAAUUUAUCUUUGAAAAUAGAACCAGCAGACACUGCCAAUGAUUUUAAUAGGUCAAAAGAUGACCUUUCAGCUCUGCCAGGCUCACCAAGCUGUACAAGUAGGCCCGUUCCAACCACACCCUCAACGCCAAAAUUUGUUCCCGGUCACAGAAAGUCGCGUAGUCUUGGAACUAAUUUUCUUUGUCACUCAGCUCCCACAGAGUCAUUUAGUAGUUUGCCAAGUAGUGUAACGAGUAAUGGUUCAAGGCAUCUAUUAGACGAUAGUCUACUGGAAGAUUUUACAGGAAGUCCAUUGGACUGCUCAAUAAAUGGUCAGUCCAGGGGAAGUAGUGAAGGUUCAGUGUCUACAAUUAGUGAUGAUCAAGAUAUGUUAAUGAGGCCAAUUGACAGUUCUUCCAUUUCAAGUGAUGACGUAGUUUAUAGUGACUUAUCUGAUUCUUCAUUUUCUAUUCAAGGCUGCCUAAAACGAAAAACUAUGUUGAAAAAUGGCAAAAAGCCAUCAUUUUCAGCGUGGACACGAUACUGGGCUGGUCUCUGGGGCACAAACCUGGUAUUCUAUGCAGCAAAACACUUAAGGGGGCAAGAGAGGAAUGAUUUCAAGUCGUCAGCGUGUAAAAUAGUCUCCAUUAUAGACUGGGUGGUAGUUUUAACUGAAGAUCUUCAACAUUGCGAUGUUUUUCAAAUGACGGAUCCAUCUAAAGGGAAUGUUUACAAGUUUCAUGGUGGCAGUUUGAUGAAAGCACAACAGUGGUUUAAACACCUUAACCAAGCCAGCAAAGCCAAUCAGGGACCCAAGCCUCCCAAGAACUUGAUGUCUUUUGAAUAG